This is a messenger RNA of Apis florea (little honeybee), 2092 nucleotides long. RefSeq names its product ATP synthase subunit alpha blw, mitochondrial (gene blw). Lineage: Eukaryota; Metazoa; Arthropoda; Insecta; Hymenoptera; Apidae. The record is from RefSeq and is a predicted model, not a curated record. Gene Ontology annotation, molecular function: proton-transporting ATP synthase activity, rotational mechanism; ATP binding; ADP binding. Gene Ontology annotation, biological process: proton motive force-driven ATP synthesis; proton transmembrane transport.
UAUGGAUACGAGGUUACGCGCAAGUCGAUGGAUAUUGACUUCCUGUCGGUAAGAUUAUUAAAGUGGGGAUACAUGAGACAUUCUUGGGUCUGUCUCUGGUUUGACCGUUCUUCGUUUCAGAAUUCAUAGUCCGAUUAACGGACUUAUAAUAUAUUAAAAUGGCUCUCCUAUCCUUACGUUUGGUUUCUUCGAUUGCAAGACAAUUGCCGAACGCUACAAUUCAGGUCAAAUGGCCUCUUAGUAUAUCUUCUUGCAAAUAUCAUGUAUCUUGUAGUCGGCGUUCUGCUGAAAUUUCUUCCAUUUUGGAAGAACGAAUUUUGGGUGCAGCUCCUAAGGCUAAUCUUGAAGAAACUGGUAGAGUGCUUAGUAUUGGUGAUGGUAUUGCUCGUGUUUAUGGUCUUAAAAAUAUUCAAGCUGAUGAAAUGGUGGAAUUUAGUUCAGGAUUAAAAGGCAUGGCUCUGAACUUGGAACCAGACAAUGUUGGUGUUGUCGUUUUUGGUAAUGAUAGACACAUUAAAGAAGGUGACAUUGUUAAACGUACUGGAGCUAUUGUUGACGUUCCGGUUGGAGAAGAAUUGUUAGGACGCGUUGUAGAUGCAUUAGGUAAUCCUAUUGAUGGUAAAGGACCACUUAACAGCAAAUUGAGAUUUCGUAUUGGUACUAAAGCACCUGGUAUCAUUCCUAGAGUAUCUGUUAGAGAACCUAUGCAAACUGGAAUUAAAGCUGUAGAUUCUCUAGUACCUAUUGGUCGUGGUCAACGUGAAUUAAUUAUUGGAGAUAGACAAACUGGAAAAACUGCUCUUGCUAUUGAUACAAUUAUUAAUCAAAAACGAUUUAAUGAUGCUGGAGAUGAGAAGAAAAAAUUGUAUUGUAUUUAUGUUGCUAUUGGUCAGAAAAGAUCUACCGUUGCACAAAUAGUAAAACGCUUAACAGAUAGUGGAGCUAUGGAUUAUACUAUCAUUGUUUCUGCAACUGCUUCUGAUGCAGCACCUCUUCAAUACUUGGCACCAUAUUCUGGAUGUGCAAUGGGAGAAUUUUUCAGGGAUAAUGGAAAGCAUGCUUUAAUCAUUUAUGAUGAUUUAUCCAAACAAGCUGUUGCUUAUCGACAGAUGUCUUUAUUAUUAAGACGACCACCAGGUCGUGAAGCUUAUCCUGGUGAUGUAUUCUAUCUUCACUCUCGUCUUCUUGAACGAGCGGCUAAAAUGAAUGAAAGUUUGGGAGGUGGUUCAUUAACAGCUUUACCUGUCAUUGAAACACAAGCUGGUGAUGUGUCUGCAUAUAUUCCCACAAAUGUUAUUUCUAUUACCGACGGACAAAUUUUCUUAGAAACAGAAUUAUUCUAUAAGGGUAUUCGUCCUGCAAUUAAUGUAGGUUUAUCAGUAUCUCGUGUUGGUUCUGCUGCUCAAACUAAGGCUAUGAAACAGGUCGCUGGUUCGAUGAAAUUAGAAUUGGCCCAAUAUCGUGAAGUUGCAGCUUUUGCUCAAUUUGGUUCUGAUUUAGAUGCUGCAACACAGCAAUUGUUGAAUCGUGGUGUUAGAUUAACAGAACUUCUUAAACAAGGACAAUAUGUACCUAUGGCCAUUGAAGAACAAGUUGCUGUUAUCUAUUGUGGUGUUCGUGGAUAUCUUGAUAAGAUGGAACCUACUAAGAUUACAGCUUUCGAAAAAGAAUUUCUUGCACACAUUAGAACUAGUCAACGAGAUCUUCUUAAUACUAUUGCUAAAGAUAACACAAUUAGUGAAGCUUCUGAUGCAAAAUUGAAGCAAGUUGUUACUGACUUCCUUGCUUCUUUUUCAGGCUAAGUGUCAAUAUAAAUUAAUUAAUAAUUCUCUGCUAUGCAAGAGCCAUGUGCAAAUAUUAUUCAUUAUUAUAUAGUUUUUAAUGUAUAAUAUUUGCACGUUAUAAAUAACAUUAAAGAAUUCCAUAUUUAAAUAUUAAAACACAAUAGUCAUACAAAUACAUAUAAACACUAUAUGUUGACUUUUAUUGUCAAGAAUAAUUUUGGUAAUUAAAAAAAUACUUCUUCUGAAGAAUGUUUCAUAGCAGAAAUAGGAGAAGUUAAAAAAUGAGUAAUAAAGUUCUAGAGUUUUUU